Coccinella septempunctata (seven-spotted ladybird) is the source of this 1796-nucleotide messenger RNA. It is a transcript of the gene Ggamma30A, whose product is annotated as guanine nucleotide-binding protein subunit gamma-e. Gene Ontology annotation, cellular component: heterotrimeric G-protein complex. The transcript has 3 exons. Bases 299 to 517 code for a protein of 72 amino acids. Gene Ontology annotation, molecular function: G-protein beta-subunit binding. NCBI's taxonomy places the organism in Eukaryota, Metazoa, Arthropoda, Insecta, Coleoptera, Coccinellidae. Gene Ontology annotation, biological process: phospholipase C-activating G protein-coupled receptor signaling pathway; sensory perception of taste. The record is from RefSeq and is a predicted model, not a curated record.
AAUAUUACUUUCUAUGUCAGGUGUGUUGGCAUUACCUGCUAUAUACUUUUAAAUAAAAUAUAUUCCACUUAGUUUGUACACAGCGCGACUAGUCUCAGUUACCUAAUAGAGGAUAGAGUUAAUAUUCUCCAGGUACAGUUGUCGGUCUUGUUUGAAGCUCUACUAGUGCGAUAUUGGAGUUAUUUGAGGUGAUAUCCUACGUUUGUGUCGUAGGAUUGCUGACGAGUGGCGCUCCAGCGGAUUUCAACGCAACUAAAAAACGACGCUUGCGUGAAGAGCGACGCUCCAACCGCGCCCGAUGGACGCCAGUACGCUUGCAGCCAUGGACAAAGACGCUCUGAAGAAGCAGAUCGAAAAUAUGAAGUAUCAAGCUUCUAUGGAACGCUGGCCAUUAUCCAAAUCUAUAGCCGCUAUGCGGGAAUACGUGGAAGAGAACGAGAAAAACGACCCCCUCAUCCAUGCACCUGACAAAAAGAACAACCCCUGGGCAGAAAAAGGAAAAUGCACCAUUAUGUAGAAUUUCAUCCAGAUCCUUAUAAGUUUCAUCAUUCUGAGUUUACCGAUAUUUCUCGUACUUUGUUCAAAUGUGAAAAACUUGAAAAUUGAAGACGUUUCAUCUAUGAUUCGUUCGUUGAAGAUAUUUCAUUUAGACGUUAAAAAUAUCGAAUUAUGAACAGAUACGAUAUUAUCACAAACUCCAUAUUCCAAAUCUCUCGUUGUUAAAAUAAGUAUGUUAAUCAACAUCAGUUGAGAAUUCGUUAAGAUUGAAAUUGGAUUUUUUAAAUUGUCAAUUGUAGUUUCGAAACAAUACAAACAGGACUUUGAACAAGGGUUUGAAAAAAACUAGGUUAAUAUAAAUAUGUCGAGUUUUUAUAUGAACUAAAAUAAGUCAAGUGUUGAAAUAUUCUUUGUUGUUUAAUUUUCAUAAUUUAUUGUCAGUUCUAGUCAGAUGUCGAAUAGUUAGGUUUAAAUUGAUCUUGAAAUUAUGGGAAUAUGUGAGUUCGAAAAAAAUUUCGACAUUAUCGAAAAAUGAGCAACUUCCGACCACCAUCAAAUAUCGAUAUCAACAUCAUGUUGAAAUAAAUUUUCGAAUUUGCGUAUUUUAUCAUAAGACAAAGAAACUUCUAUGAUGUCGAAAAUUUACUUUAUAAGAUGCUCUUCCAGUGCAACAAAAACACGUUCCUUGAACAUCAAGAAAAUUCGGUGAAUGUACACCGAAGUUGUACAGGUAUAUUCUUAGGACUUCUACGUAUAACUUUGACUCAGUAAGAGAGAUAGAUGACUGUGGUAAAAAAAACGAUUUGGACUCAACAUUUAUCUUCCAGAAAUAAUACAAAAUGCUUCGACAUUUAAGAAUAUGGCUUUCUAAUUCUUCCCGAAUAUUUAUAUUAGUCGGAGUAAAAUGAAUAUCUCAAUAAAGACAAAUAAAUCGAUUAAAACUAUUUCAAUAAUCUUCACUGAGGUACUUACUUACUGUAAUGAGUAUUUUAAUCAAUCUAUAUCUAUUGAAAAUACCUACGUAGACUUUUGUGUAAGUGAAAUAACGAUAAUCACAUACUUACUUAAGAUUUAGGUUAGAUUUUAGAUUCCUAUGAAAAUAACUUGGCCGAUCAAAGUCAUUUUCGAUAAUCAUAUACCAUACCUGAAGUGUAAUUCAAUAUGACCAUGCUGUUCGACCAUCACAUUAAUUCUUAAUAUUUACGUAGAUUAUAUGAGUAUUGUAUCCAUAUUAUUUAUAAUUAAAUAUACUUUAUCCAUUGUGGUAAUCUAUUAAUAUAUACUUACUGAAGAAAUUA